UUUAUCACUGGAGAUUGGCUGUAUAUCCCUGGCUUCAUCCAGCUGCCUGUUAACGGAGACAUGUAUAUUCAAACAUAUAUACAUUAGUCUGUCCCACCCCUUCGCAGUGGUGAAACCCGUGUUGAUAUAUUGUGACAAGAGGUAAAAACGCAGCUAUAGCCCACCACUAGCGAUAGGAUAGAACAGCCAGUCAAGUGAGAGAGUGCUGAACAAACACAGCGAAAUUGGUAUUGCUCUGUGACAGAGUCGCUGAGCAGAAACCUCGUGGCAGGGAUCAGUGACAACAUUGACAAAGGGACCCGACAGGUGUGCUGAUCGCUGGACCUAAAUCAGAGCGAGAACAAGGAAUUAUCGAGGGGUGGGUUUUUUGUGUGGUUUUUUCUGUUCCUGUUGUGAGUCGAAUUCAAAAGUGAUUGAAGGUUGCCUGGAUGGACCGUUAUCUACAAAACUGGUGCUCACUGUCUAUGCAAGGAAAAUUGAACGAGAAAAAUAUCAAGUACAACAGAUUCUACCACUGAUCACUGAUGAAUAGGGCACAAUGAUGUCGUAUUUGGGAUAUUUCAGGUUUUUUUGGCAAUAGUAAAAAUUUCAAUAAACCUAAAGGCUUGAGCUUUAGCCAGGUAUAUCUGAAGAUAAAGUCUGACAGACAGUUGAAAUAAUACAAGUGUAAAUGAUGAUGACAUAAUUGUCUGUUAUCAGUAUACUCACACAGUCAGUCAUAAGACUGACAGUUAACAUAAAGCAGAACUGAAGCCAAUAAUUGAGUGUCACAAAUAAUGAACUGAUGAUCGGAAUAAUUCAUUAUAACUCACAAAUUUAAGUCUUAAAUCACAGAGAGACUGGCAGUUUUGACAAGAGUUGGUGCCCAAAGCUGAAAAUAUACCAUGACCAAACGGUCCUUCUUUCGAUCUGUGUCUUUCAAUCGUUUUGUACUCCUCCUGUGUGGUUUGUACAUUUCGAUGGUGUUUGUCUUCCAUAAUCAGUUGUACAGAGGAACCACAGCAAAUGUGGAAGAGAGAAGACCAACUUCGGAGAAUCUUGUACGAAAAGACGUUAUUCUGAACACAAGUGUUGAAGGUCUGAAAGACUGGGUGAAACAUUACAACAAUGUCAAGGACUUGGCUAGGAAGAUUUCAAAGCUCGAGACUGAGGUUGCGCACAUAAGAGGAGAAUUAAUUAUUCAACAGCCCAUCCAGCAUGCUGGAAAGAAAAAAGUGGAUCAAGGAAAGCCACUGCCCAAAGUAGUCCUCAAUUCUACCAUUGGUUAUUGUUUCAAGGAACCGACAGAUGUAAAAGACAACAAAUUUCAAGAAAUCUCUCCAGAUGUCUUUGUGUAUUCUGCUUAUUUCGACAACAGGAAAAGUGAGCAUUUUAUUCGUCUUAUUGUCCUCAUGCCUAAGGAUAAGAUCAAAAAGAUUUCUUUGUUUUGCCAUUUUAGAAGUGGCACACAGACGUACGCUGUUGAAAAGGCCAUUCCUUACGAAAUGUGUGAGAAUCACAACAAACAGUAUGGUGGUCACAUAUUUUCCUGCAAGACAUCUAAUGUUCAGGAUCUGUGUCCGUUUUCUGUUUCCACUGACUCAAGUGAACCAGGUACCAGGAUCUCUAUCAUUAAAGGACCACAGAGUCCACCAAGGCACCAGUUUGGAAUCUGCAUCCCACCUCUGUUUGGCAAUCUGAAGCAAGAGAUUCUGAUUGAGUUUGUGGAACUAUCUCGGAUUCUAGGAGCCGAGUACUUUUAUUUCUACAAUCACAACAUCUCUCCUGAUAUGAAAAUGGUGCUAGACUACUACCAGACUAAAAACCUGACAACUGUCAUUCCCUGGAUGCUGCCGGACCGUGUUGCAGACAAGCUAAUCUGGUACCAUGGUCAACUUCUGGCGCACAAUGACUGUUUGUACAGGUCUAUCACAAUGCUGUCUUUUCUGGCUAUACAUGACGUGGAUGAAUUUAUUGUUCCACACACAUCGGCUAAGACAUGGCAAGAAUUUCUGCCACCGUUGCUAGGCAAUCACUGUGGAUUUACAUUCAAAAGUUCAUUUUUUGAUCCAAGCUUGUCAACUCCUUAUGUGUCUCCUCUGUUGACUAUGGCAAAGACAGUCCGAUCUCCCAUGAGUAAUGUUCGUAAAAAAGUGAUGGUCAGCCCAAGGCGGGUGUUUGAAGUUGGCAUUCAUCACAUUAGCAAACAAAACGAGGAGCAGUGGACACCCUUAGAGAUCAAGUCCGACUUGGCCUUUUUGCACCAUUACAGAAAGUGCAUAGGGAACUAUGGAAUGAAAUGUCAGAAGACUGUCGUUGAUGAAACUGUGCCAUUCAAAUACGGCGCUGUUCUUGAGAAAAGCUUUAAUCUAGCUAUCAAAGAGUUGAAGCAGUUUGAACAGCAGACACGAUCUCUUUCUUGAAAUGCCAUAUUUAUUCAAUAUAUAUGUAUACAAAUUGUUUAACAAACAUGUUACUGCCAUAAUAAUGAUGAUGAUGAUGAUGAUGAUAAUAUAACUUAUAAGGUUUUUUUGUGUUUUUUUAAACAUUCAGUUAAAGCAAAUAAUGACUACGACAUUUUGCUGACAGAGGGGAUCAAUUAACUUCAAGUUAAAUAUUUUGUAACAGAACAUACAAAAUUUACUUGAUAUUCUAUUUUGAAAUUACUUUUGAAAAGAAAAAUGAGACAUGUUUGAGUUUUUUCUCUCUCUGUUUCACAUAAUCAAAAGCUAUGCAUAUGAUAGUUUUGUAGCAUAUAUACUUGUAGAGUAUGGUAAAACCACUGAGUUUUAGAGUCAUGUUAGGGCCAUUUUCCAUGUGAGUGGGGUUUUGUGAAGUGGCACAGGUGUAUAUACUAAGUGUGGGCACGAUUACCAAAAGCCCAUAUCAUGCAUAUGGAAAUGCUGCAUAGCAUAAAAUUGAUUUGUUAAUGCUUCUGUUUUCCCCAGUCUGUGCCCAUGCCAACCAAAAAUGCACACAUGAAAAACGGCCUUUAAUUAAAUGGAUACAGAUUUGGAAUCCCACUGCCCAAGUUCAACCUCAGAAUGAAUGUAGCUGCUGUUAAUAGUAAUACGCUCAAUGCGUAGGUGCAAGCUUUACAUACUGACCAAUGCUCCAUGGCUGGUACCGGUACCAGUCUAUCAGUCUGGUGAUUUUGUAUACAUUUCUUUUUGUAUGAUAUUUCAGAAAGACUGGUCAUUUAUUUGAAUUAGGUUGGAGAAUAACUUCAAGAAGAAAACUGACAUUUUAUUUUAUGUUCUCAUUGCAUAUCAAACAUGCCAUACAAUAAAUAACGUACAAUGUUUAUAAUAUGUGACCAUAUCUGCAAAAAAUUAUACAGAUGAGAAAACCUAAAAACAUUUUAGCAUUUAAUUGAUGACCACAGGUUAAAAGUAUCCAAUGUCUACACAAUUUGGUGCAUAGAUAUAUGUGGCAUGUGGAAUUUUGAACAUGUACUAAUGAUGAGAGUUAUUUCUAUUUUUAAAAGAGUUAGACUGUAAAGAGUUCUAUAAUAGUAUUUUUGGCAAUUAAAAUAGCCAAACUAGCUAUCAUUUAAUCAUUAAAAUAUAACAAACAGAUGAUAACUACAGAAACACACUUUAAUUUUGAUGUACCAUAUAAUAUAUCAAAGUUAAAAGUUUGUUUUGUUUAACGACACCACUAGAACACGCUGAUUUAUUAAUCAUUGGCUAUUGGAUGUCAAACAUUUGGUAAUUUUUACAUAUAGUCUUAGAGAAGA
Messenger RNA from Gigantopelta aegis, 3718 nucleotides. RefSeq names its product beta-1,4-galactosyltransferase galt-1-like. Bases 885 to 2402 code for a protein of 505 amino acids. The record is from RefSeq and is a predicted model, not a curated record. Lineage: Eukaryota; Metazoa; Mollusca; Gastropoda; Neomphalida; Peltospiridae. The transcript is spliced from 2 exons.